UUGGCAGAGAGGGGUGGAGGACACUGAAUGGAGGCCAGUGGAGGGAUUGGCAGAGAGGGGUGGAGGACACUGAAUGGAGGCCAGUGGAGGGAUUGGCAGAGAGGGGUGGAGGACACUGAAUGGAGGCCAGUGGAGGGAUUGGCAGAGAGGGGCGGAGGACACUGAGUGGAGGCCAGUGGAGGGAUUGGUAGAGAGGGGUGAAGGACACUGAAUGGAGGCCAGUGGAGGGAUUGGCAGAGAGGGGUGGAGGACACUGAAUGGAGAUCAGUGGAGGGAUUGGCAGAGAGGGAUGGAGGACACUGAAUGGAGUCCAGUGGAGGGAUUGGCAGAGAGGGGUGGAGGACACUGAAUGGAGUCCAGUGGAGGGAUUGGCAGAGGGGGGUGGAGGACACCGAGUGGAGGCCAAUGGAGGGAUUGGCAGACAGGGGUGGAGGACACUGAGUGGAGGCCAGUGGAGGGAUUGGCAGAGGGGGGUGGAGGACACUGAAUGGAGGCCAGUGGAGGGAUUGGCAGAAAGGGUGGAGGACACUGAAUGGAGGGGAGGGGGGAUGGGGUGGAGGGGGGAGAGUAGUAAGAGGGGAGGGGGAGUGGGGUGAUGGGGGAGGUUAGGGGGUAGUAAGAGGGGGGGGGGGUGAAGGGGAGGUUAGGGGGUAGUAAGUGGGGAGGGGGGAUUGGGUGAACGGGAGGGUAUUAAGAGGGGAGGGG
Staurois parvus is the source of this 705-nucleotide messenger RNA. NCBI's taxonomy places the organism in Eukaryota, Metazoa, Chordata, Amphibia, Anura, Ranidae. The record is from the annotation of a GenBank genome assembly.